CAAUCGGAUUUGAUCGCAAGUAUUUCCUUUCCAAUUCCAAGAUGUCAGCCUCCAGUGUUCCCCAUGAGGUCGGCGGUUUCAGAGUGGUCCCUGUGAAAUUCAAUGAGAAGAGUUCAGCAGGCCAUAUGCUCUAUUACAAGGAACAUUCAGUGAAAGAAAUUGAUGACUCCAAACCAACAGAUAGAACCCUCUUUGUUGUCAACGUUCCUCCAUAUUGUAAUCAGGAAUGUCUGGAACGUUUGUUUGGUGGUUGCGGAAGUGUGGAGUCUGUCAUAUUACAAACUAAGGCUGGCAAAGAACUUGAUACAAAGCUUGAAGAAAUCUACCCUGUAAGGAAGACAAGGAGUUUCAAAAUAGGAUACAUUGUCUUUGACAAGAGUUCAUCAGUUACCAGGGCUAUGAAGCAGAUCUACAAGGAAUCAUUUAUAUUAUCACAUGAAGGGCAGGCUGAUGGCCCGGUUACUGGGUAUAGAAAAUGGUGUUCAGAAUAUGAAAGCCGAUGGGAAGAUCCUAAGAUACUGCAGAAGAAAGCAGAUGACUUCAUGAAAGAGUUUGACAAGAGGAAACAGGAGGAGAAGGAAUUGGCCAAGGAGGAGGAAGGAGUUCCUGAUGAUGAUGGUUGGGUCACUGUCACAAGAAAGAGUACUAAGCCAGUCGUGACAAGGACAGAGAGGAAGCAGAAGAGACUUCAAGCAAAGGAGAAGAAGAAGAGACAAGAAAAGGAACUGAUGAACUUUUAUAGGUUCCAGAGUAGAGAAUCUAAGAGAGAACACAUUGCGGAACUCAGGAAGAAGUUUGAGGAAGACAAACAGAGGAUAGUCCAAAUGAGAGCAGCAAGGAAAUUCAAACCAUACUAGUAGCAAGUCUGCAUAUAAUAAUCGUCUUAGUGUAUUUAUUGCCCCAGCUGAACUCUAAAUGAAACAAACAAAAACCAAGUUUGAGUAUUUACUUUCAAGUCGCCUCAAAUCAAGGUUCCAUGACAUUUGCUCCGAUUGAAAAUCUGCACGUUACACCAAACGUAAAACCUAAUCUCCAAAUAUAAAUAAACCUCAUCUUUACAUUAUUCUCAACCAAAACCUCUAUUACAAUCCUAACUCUAACCCUGUGCCCUCUGACAUAUCAAGGCCAUAGCAAAUGUCGCAGGAUUAUAUGUUCUGUCACCCAUAUCAGUAGCAUAUUUGUCUUGCUACAAAGCUCAAUUCUAAGGCAGUAAGUUUAAGUAUAUUCCUGUAGUGUGGACUAAUUCAAAACUACAACAGAAUUCAAAUAUUAUUGUAUAAUUGUGGAUUUAUUACAUUUAGAUGGACUCAAUAUGAUCUCUUUUGAAGCUUAUGCUAUUACUUAGGUAUCAAGAUGGAAUUUGAUCAAAGAACAAAGGGAUUUUUUUUCCUCUCACUUUCAUGAAUGGAUGAAUUUCCCAUAUUUCCAGAAAUUCCCUGACCAGUUCAAGCACCUUUUCUCAUUAUUGGAGAAUUAGGGUUAAGUUUGAAUUUGGAGAACUUCCAUGUUAUAGUUUGUUGAGAAAUUUCCAAGUUGUGAUACAAAUACUUUUGAGAGGUAUUAAGUGUAAAUUUGUAUAA
Molecule: messenger RNA, 1580 nt
Organism: Lytechinus pictus (painted urchin)
Lineage: Eukaryota; Metazoa; Echinodermata; Echinoidea; Temnopleuroida; Toxopneustidae
Product: ribosomal RNA-processing protein 7 homolog A-like
Exons: 9
Coding region: 42-857 (271 amino acids)
Biological process (GO): ribosomal small subunit assembly; rRNA processing
Cellular component (GO): UTP-C complex; CURI complex
Molecular function (GO): RNA binding
Source: RefSeq, a predicted model, not a curated record